This is a messenger RNA of Neltuma alba, 2103 nucleotides long. RefSeq lists its product as uncharacterized. Bases 305 to 1840 code for a protein of 511 amino acids. Lineage: Eukaryota; Viridiplantae; Streptophyta; Magnoliopsida; Fabales; Fabaceae. The transcript is spliced from 11 exons. The record is from RefSeq and is a predicted model, not a curated record.
GGAAUCAGAGUUCCUUUCUGGGAACGAGGUUCCUCAUUCAUGCUGAAACUUUCCCUCAGGGUUUCUUCGUAGUUGGUGGUGUACAUAAAUGGCCUUGAUGUAGAUGAACAGGGAAGGUAUUGAACACCAUCGGCUAUGGAUCUUGGAUCAAGGGACGAUGCUUCUCUCUGGAAUGUGCUUCUUCGAGUUACAGGUCCUGGCUUCUUUGGGAGGUUACAGACACAGUGCCUGCUAUUUCAAUUGAAUUGAAACCAUACAUGAACAAAAGAAAUUUGAUGUUAGCAGUUGUGAAAAAGUAGUUUCAAUGGGGGGUUGUGCCUCAAAAUCAAAAAGGAAGGGCAAAACUCAUGGGAGAAACAGGCACAAACACGCCAAUGUCCGAGGAAAAAUACCCACUGGCGUUGCUGACAUGUCCUUGAAAAGACUCAGCAGUGCUGGAAAUCAUGUUGGCGAUUUUUCUCUCGGUGACUUUGUUCACUUGGACUUUGACAAGGGCCGGAGGUCUGAGGUUUCCAACAUGACAUUUCAUCUCACCCAACUACAAUAUCACAGUCAUAACCAAUCCGAUGGAAAUGGAUCGUGCCAAGAGGAAGCAUGGUUUGACUCGGUCAGCAUGAUUGAAUCUGAUUCAGAUGAUGACUUCAUCAGUGUGCAUGGAGAUUGCUUUCCUUUUGUGGGUAAUACUUUGGGGAGUGUCCCUAAUACUCAGCUACUCCAAUAUGAAAGUGCAUCAUGCUUUGGAAACUCAGGCUGUAAUGCAUAUGAAGGGUUCUAUGAAAGUUAUCUCAAAAUAGAUGGGGGCAACUAUAAGAAUGAAGAGAAAAUUCAAGAAAAGAACUCAAAGCCUUGCUUGCCUGUUCUAAUUCCUUCAGUCAAUUUUAAUGACAUGAAUCAUUCCCCAGCGAGUCCUCAAACAUCACACAUAACGCAAUCAACAGUUAUCAUGGUUUCGGUCACAAGAAAAUCCGUUGAUGGGAAUGAAAAGACUGGAUCACGUGCACCUGAGAGAUUACUUUACCAUCCCAGAGCAGGGUUUCAAAUUCAGUGUUCAGCUCUGGAGAAGCCAUUGCCUGGAUCCUGGUCCACAAUCUCGCCCUCAGUGUUUAGGCUCCGGGGGAAGAAUUUUUUCAGUGAUAAGCAAAAGUGUCCAGCUCCAACUUGUAGCGCUUAUACACCAAUAGGUGUGGAUUUGUUUGUUUGCCCAAAGAAGAUCAAUCACAUUGCUCAGCAUCUUGAACUUCCAUCUGUCAAAGGGCAUGAGAAAGUUCCGUCACUUCUUAUUGUUAAUAUACAGUUGCCAACAUACCCUGCCUCUAUGUUCAGUGAUGGAGACGGUGAAGGCAUGAGUCUUGUAUUAUAUUUCAAAGUAUCUGAUAAUUUCAGCAAAGAUAUCUCUUGUCACUUUCAGGAUAGUAUCAAGAGGCUAGUGGAUGGUGAGAUGGAGAAGGUGAAGGGGUUGACGAAAGAAACUGAGGUUCCCUAUAGGGAAAGACUGAAAAUUUUGGCUGAGGUGGUUAACCCAGAGGACCUUCAAUUGAGCUCAACAGAGAAGAAGCUUAUAAACGCCUACAAUGGCAAGCCAGUGCUUUCACGCCCUCAACACAUUUUCUUUAAGGGACCUAACUAUUUUGAAAUUGAUCUGGAUAUUCAUCGGUUUAGCUACAUAUCCAGGAAAGGGCUUGAUUCACUGCGAGAUCGUGUACAUAAUGGAAUACUUAAUGUGGGCUUAACUAUCCAGGCACAAAAGCUAGAGGAACUACCAGAACAAGUCUUGUGUUGCUUGCGGUUGAAUAAGAUCGACUUUGUUAACAGAGGUCAAAUUCCCACCAUUGUAACUUAAUUUGAAAUUUGAUUGGGACAACAGCCAGUUGAUGCAGAAAAAACCAAUGAAAAAUGCAUUGAGAGGAACACCCUCUGUGAAGAAUGGCUGCUCAAUCUGUGUGAUGACUCUGAUCACUCUGGGAAAGAGGUAGAAGAGAUGCAAAUUUGGGAGGGGAAAAAAAGAAACAAGAAGAAACAUAAUAAGCAUUCUGUGAAAUGCAAUAUUGAAUUUCUUUACUACAUUUCAUGGAGCAUUAAUUGAAAAGGGAUGAUUCUUUUUGG